Molecule: messenger RNA, 666 nt
Organism: Mizuhopecten yessoensis (Yesso scallop)
Lineage: Eukaryota; Metazoa; Mollusca; Bivalvia; Pectinida; Pectinidae
Product: inhibitor of nuclear factor kappa-B kinase subunit beta-like
Exons: 5
Biological process (GO): peptidyl-serine phosphorylation; positive regulation of transcription by RNA polymerase II; tumor necrosis factor-mediated signaling pathway
Cellular component (GO): cytoplasm; IkappaB kinase complex
Molecular function (GO): ATP binding; IkappaB kinase activity
Source: RefSeq, a predicted model, not a curated record
AUGAAUAUGCUGGUUCAGAAUUUAGCCAGAAUUUAUAAAGAAGCUUUUUUACAGGUAUUGAAUAAACCAGAGAACUGCUGUGGACUGAAAGAGUAUGCGAUCCAGUGUUUGGUUGCGGAUAUAGCUUCAGCUGUUGAGUACCUCCACGGCAAGAGGAUUAUUCACAGAGAUCUCAAGCCAGAAAACAUAGUGUUGAGUCUUAUAGAGGAAAAGAUUGUUUACAAGCUGAUCGAUCUAGGAUAUGCCAAAGAGUUGGACCAAGGCAGUGUGUGUACAUCAUUUGUUGGGACGUUACAAUACCUUGCUCCCGAGUUAUUUGCCAGUCAGAAGUAUACAUGCACAGUGGACUACUGGUCAUUUGGGACAGUGGUGUUCGAAUGUAUCACCGGCUACAGACCAUUCCUACCAUCAACACCUCCUGUUGCAUGGCACAAGGAAGUUUGUCAGAAAUCACCAGAAGAUAUUUCUGCGAUUCAUGAUAUAAAUGGCGAUGUUAAGUUUUCCAAGAAACUUCUGUACCCUACCAGUCUGUGUAGAACACUCCAGGUUUAUUUUGAGAAAUGGUUGCAAUUCAUGCUGCGAUGGGACCCAAAGUCGCGUGGUGGGGGUCUGCUGGACGGGCGACCGCGCUGCUUCAGUUUGUUGGAUUCCAUGCUAAACAUGAAG